CCUGAAGUGACACGCCAGCUCCACACUCCCACAUUCGUUACGCGCAACACACACGAGACAUAAGCUGAAAGAAGGAGCCCAUGAAAUUAUGGACUAAUAGCUGAAAGGAAACCUUUUCUUUUCUCCCUGAGAUUCUUACUCGGAUCGGGUCAGAAUGCCUGGACACGGGUGGACACCGCGCGCAAUGGAAAGAACGACGCAGGCAGGAGGAACAAUUCCGUCUUCCAUAAUCCGGCGCAUCAAAACAGCGUUUAGUCUGGAAUAAUAUAUAUAUAUAUAUAUUUUUUUUAAAGUUGAUGGAGAGCUCGACGGAGAGCUGCAUGGAGAGCAAUGGGUGAGCUGGAGCACGCGCAUGAAGAAUGGAUGUAGCGGAGGCGGCGCUGAACUCCUCCUCCGCGAACGGCACGAGCGCGCCCAAACUUCCUCCGCACUCGCGCUGCGCGGCCGCUUUGAUCGUCAUCGUGGUCACCGCGAUCAUCCUGGUGACCAUCGUCGGGAACGUGCUCGUGGUGGUGGCGGUUUUCACCAGCCGCGCUCUGCGCGCGCCUCAGAACCUCUUCCUGGUGUCCCUGGCGUCGGCGGACAUCCUGGUGGCCACGCUGGUCAUCCCGUUCUCGCUGGCCAACGAGCUAAUGGGCUACUGGUACUUCGGCAGCACGUGGUGCGCGCUCUACCUGGCGCUCGACGUGCUCUUUUGCACCUCGUCCAUCGUGCACCUGUGCGCCAUCAGUCUGGACCGCUACUGGUCGGUGACGAGCGCCGUGAGCUACAACCUGAAGCGCACCCCGCAGCGCGUCAAGGCCAUGAUCGCGGCCGUGUGGCUCAUCUCCGCCGUGAUCUCAUUCCCGCCGCUGGUCAUGACCAAGCACGACGAGCUCGAGUGCUUGCUCAACAACGACACGUGGUACAUCCUGGCAUCGUGCGCCGUGUCCUUCUUCGCACCGGGUCUCAUCAUGGUGUCGGUGUACUGCAAGAUCUACAGGGUGGCCAAGCAACGGGCCGCCACCGUGUUCGUCGCCAAAGCCAGCAUGGCGCGCCAGCCCUCCCUCUCCGAGACCGGGUUUGUGCGCAAAGGCAGGUCCGACGGCACCAGUCCGAGUGUCUGCGGCUCGAAAGAGCAAAACCAAGGCGAGCUGGACGCCAUCGAUCUGGAGGAGAGCUGCGUCUCCAGUGCGCGCUCGGCCAAAAGUGGCAAAGUGGAAAUCGCGUGUGUGUGCGCGCGCUCCAAGCUGGAAGUGUGUGACGACGAGCCGGCGCUGAAUCGGGUCCGACAGAGCUCCAUGUCCAAAGCCAAGCUGGCUCAGAUGCGCGAGAAGCGCUUUACCUUCGUGCUGGCUGUGGUCAUGGGUGUCUUUGUGCUCUGUUGGUUUCCUUUUUUCUUCACCUACAGCCUUCAUGCCGUGUGCAGAGAGAGCUGCACCAUCCCCGACAGCCUGUUUAACCUCUUCUUCUGGAUCGGCUACUGCAACAGCUCAGUCAACCCCAUCAUUUACACCAUUUUUAACAGGGACUUUCGGAGAGCUUUUAAAAAGAUCAUGUGCCACAACCCAGUGAGAGCAUGAAUGUAGAUUUCUUUUCAUCCUGGGGCACACUUUUAUCUGCUGCUCCAACAGAGAGUGUCCUUGUGUGUGUGUGUAUGUGUGUGUGUGCUCUGUGUAAAUAUCCAACUUUAAGGAACUCUGUCUUCUUUUACAGCUAUUCUAUGUUUACCUGUAUAGAAAUGUAGUAUUAUAAAAUACUGAAUAAUGAUGCACAGUAAAGUCUCCAAUGGCACUGUCGCCUUACACCACCAGGUUCUUGGUUCAAGUCCUCCCUUGGGUCUGUGUGCAUGAAGUUCCAUGGCAUUCUCCCUGUGCUUGGUGAGUUUCCUCCAGGUGCCCCACUUCCCUCCCACAGUCCAAAGACAUGCAAAUUUGGCUAAUUGGAGUUCCCAGAUUGCCUGUAGUGUACAGUAUGAAUGCUUGGUUGUGUGUGCCCUGCGAUGGAUUGGCACCCCGUUUAGGGUGUACCCCGCCUAGGCCCUAAGUAUCCUGAGAUAGGCUCCAGGCCCCAUGCAACCCUUGAUAAGAUAUAGCUAUAUAGUUGAUGAGUAAAUAAGUGAGUAAACUACUGAAUGAUAAUGCAAAGUGUCCAGUGUUGGAUUAACAUGCCCAGUGUUUAUGUAAAGGGUAGCUCAGUGGUUAAGGUCCCAGGUUUAAACUCCAUCACCACCACCAUAUUGCCACCAUAUUGCCACUUUUAGGCCCUUGAGAAAGUCACUCUGGAUAAUGUAAGUCACUCUGGUUAAGGUGUGUCUGUCAGAUGUCGUAAUGUAAGAGUGUCUGGGCACAAAUGGUUUGCAUAUUGAUGUUCAGCAGCUCUUGCUGGGAGCAACAGUUCAGAAGAAACACUCGGAAAGAAUGCCUUUCUGGAGACAACUGCAGACUGAUUACUUGUGCCAUCAUGUUUAACUAAAUGAAAUGACUUUAAUAUACUGUACGUCAGCUUUGUAUUUAAGUUUUUUAUGAAUAUAUAAUAUUAUGGAAAUAAUGAAUGCAGAUGCAUUGGAUUUCUGUUGGAUGGAGGAUACAGUAUGUUUUCUUUUCAUCUUAUUCUGUCUACAGAGCUCCAAAUGCAAAAGCAACCAUAAGUGGCACAGAGUGGAAUGCUUUUGUGCAAAUGUGUACAAAAUACUGAUGAUAUACCUCAUAAGUUAGAUUUGGUUUGACGCUGGUUUGUAAAGUGCAAUUUUUGGCAUCAACUCUGAGUCUAAGUCUUGUGUUAUAAUUAAUGCGAAUAAAAUGGCUAGAUACGAAUCCUUCCUGUUCAAGAGACACAACCCACUUAAAAGAAUUCCAGUGAAACAAAGUGGACAGAACUACCUUCAAGUUCUUUUCUAAGCUGCUUAUCUCGGCUUGUGCUAAUUAAAUGUUGCCACGCGUUUUUCUAAUUAAUAUUGCGUCUGCAUGGACACCUUUGGUUGCAUAAGAAUUUAAAGAAGUUAAAACAACAGAGGAUGUUAGAAAUGGAGCAAAUAAAGAAUCCUCUAUUUCCAACACACAUUCUUUUAAUGCUGCAAGUCUACCUCAGUAGUUUCUUGACAAAGAAUGAUUUUAUGGAGCACCAACGUCCACCAACGUAUUUCAAUGUAACUGGUCCUGAAAUAACAAAAAUGUAUACUCUUCUUGUUAUUAUCAUAACUGCUUAGGUUUUUUUUUUUUUUUAUGUUUUUUUUUUUUCAUUUUUAACACAAUUUGUGAUGAGUGUUUAAUGCAUUUGUUUACAGGACAUUUGUCUUAACUUAGUGUCAUUUUUACACUUUUAAAAUAGUUGUAAAUGUUUUGAGCCACACCACAAGUAAAAAAAUAAAAUCAAAAAAGUCAAAAAAAAAAAUAAAAUUGUCCAUCCAGAAGCCAAAGGAGUAGCUCAGUGGUUUAGCGGAUUGGAUUACUGAUCCAGGUUCCCAGCUCCCAGGUUGAAAACCCCAGCACCACCAAGCUGGGCCCUUGAACAAGUCCCCAACUGCUCAGAUGUAC
This is a messenger RNA of Clarias gariepinus (North African catfish), 3515 nucleotides long. It is a transcript of the gene adra2db, whose product is annotated as adrenergic, alpha-2D-, receptor b. Gene Ontology annotation, biological process: platelet activation; adenylate cyclase-activating adrenergic receptor signaling pathway; regulation of vasoconstriction. The record is from RefSeq and is a predicted model, not a curated record. Gene Ontology annotation, cellular component: membrane. The transcript has a single exon. Gene Ontology annotation, molecular function: alpha2-adrenergic receptor activity. NCBI's taxonomy places the organism in Eukaryota, Metazoa, Chordata, Actinopteri, Siluriformes, Clariidae. Bases 360 to 1562 code for a protein of 400 amino acids.